AUGUCAUACUACUUCGUCAUCGUCGGCACGCAGGACAACCCGCUGUUCGAGCACGAGUUUGGAACCUCGAAGCAGGGCGGCGAUGGGCAGUCGCGCUUUAGCGAGGAGUCGCGGCACAUGAACCAGUUCAUCGUGCACUCGUCCCUAGACAUUGUGGAAGAGGUGCAAUGGGGAACCAGCCAAAUGUACCUCAAGCACGUCGACCGCUUCUUCAACUCGUACAUUUCCUGCUUCGUAACCCCCAGCAACAUCAAGUUCCUGCUGCUGCACCAGCCCGUACAGCCCUCGGCCGCCUCGUCGUCGUCGGCUCGCUCCUCGAGCACCAGCAUCGCCGCCAACCCGACCUCGCCGCAGACCGAAGAGGCCGUCCGCAGCUUCUUUACUGAAGUCUACGAGAACUGGGUAAAGGCCUGCAUGAGUCCCUUUUACCGCGUCAACAUGGAGGUCACGAGUCCCGUCUUUCGGCAGCGCGUUGCCGCCGCGGGGAGAAAGUACCUGUAA
Messenger RNA from Pestalotiopsis fici W106-1, 501 nucleotides. RefSeq lists its product as uncharacterized. The transcript has 2 exons. Gene Ontology annotation, biological process: endoplasmic reticulum to Golgi vesicle-mediated transport. The record is from RefSeq and is a predicted model, not a curated record. Lineage: Eukaryota; Fungi; Ascomycota; Sordariomycetes; Amphisphaeriales; Sporocadaceae. Gene Ontology annotation, cellular component: nucleus; cytoplasm; TRAPP complex. The coding region runs from base 1 to 501 and encodes 166 amino acids.